Molecule: messenger RNA, 171 nt
Organism: Grammomys surdaster
Lineage: Eukaryota; Metazoa; Chordata; Mammalia; Rodentia; Muridae
Product: keratin-associated protein 20-2-like
Exons: 1
Coding region: 1-171 (56 amino acids)
Source: RefSeq, a predicted model, not a curated record
AUGUGUUACUAUGGUGGAUACUGUGGAUGCCUUGGCUAUGGCUAUGGAGGCCUAGGCUCUGGCUAUGGCUGUGGCUAUGGCUGUGGCUAUGGCUGUGGCUAUGGUGGCUAUGGUUAUGGCUGUUGCCGCCCACUGUGCUGUAGAAGGUACUGGUCCUAUGGCUUCUACUGA